Messenger RNA from Lodderomyces orthopsilosis Co 90-125, 2937 nucleotides. RefSeq names its product DEAH-box ATP-dependent RNA helicase (gene PRP22). Gene Ontology annotation, biological process: spliceosomal complex disassembly. The transcript has a single exon. The coding region runs from base 1 to 2937 and encodes 978 amino acids. Lineage: Eukaryota; Fungi; Ascomycota; Pichiomycetes; Serinales; Debaryomycetaceae. The record is from RefSeq and is a predicted model, not a curated record. Gene Ontology annotation, cellular component: intracellular anatomical structure; catalytic step 2 spliceosome. Gene Ontology annotation, molecular function: RNA binding; ATP binding.
AUGACAAGUACUCAGAAUGACCAGACUAAGGCAAACCUACAGCGAGAGAUAGUCAAAAAGCAUUUACAUCUUCAGGACGAAGAAAGUAUUAGAUUGACUUUGGAUUUUCUUGCAGAAUUACACAGGAAAUCACCCUCAUCAUUCCAGGGAUUCGAUGAGUUAGUCAAGCACAAUGGGGGCGAGGACUUUGAUACAGCCUUUUUGAGAGAAAUCUACAACUCUCUCAAUUCGAGCUCAUCAGAGAGUGCAAAGACCGACGCUGCUAUUGCUGCUACAGAUACGCUUCUCGGUAAUGUGUUCGAAGGUAGAGUCAUCUCCAUUCGUCCCUAUGGAGCGUUCAUCAGAUUCAACAACACCUCUGGACUUUGCCACAUUUCUCAAGUAUCCUAUGACGGAUCUAGAAUAGCGCAGAUAGAUCUACAGCCAAAUCAGAAAGUGUUUGUUAAGGUAAUCAAUGAAGGGCGCGAUAAUAAGGGGAAAAUAUCGCUUUCCAUGAGGGGAAUUAACCAGAAAUCUGGGGUUGAUGAGUCACAGGAAAGAAGUAAAUCUAAUAGAACCUGUGAGAAGAGAGUAACAAGACCGGAAACUCAUUCGACUAUUUCCUCAGAUAAAAUACACCAUGAACCGGAAAUUGAGACCGAGAUUGAACUAAAUGAUGCCAGGCCAUCUUUUUUGAGAAACCAAGAGUAUGCGGAAACAAACCCCUCAAUAAACACAAUUUUGAGCAUGGAAGGUGCAAUGAGUAAAGCCGCCGAAAAUGGAUCUGAUUUUGCGAGAAAAUUUAGAGAGGAAAAGCUUCAAAAGGAAAAGGAAAAGAAUAAAGCUAGCCACCAACGAAUAGAUCCCCUUGCAGAAAAGGACAAGACUGAAAAGGUGAUAUCAGAGUGGAAAGCAUCUCACAAACUCAGCUCCUUUCAAAACCCUACGAAGCGUUCCAUUGAAGAGCAGAAAAAGUCACUUCCGGUGUACGACAUGCGAGGCGAUCUUAUUCAACUGAUUAGAGAUAACCAGUUUAUUGUCAUCGUUGGUGAAACCGGUUCAGGAAAAACUACUCAAAUAGUGCAGUACAUUUACGAAGAGGGAUUAAAUGUAAUCAAUGGAGAAUCAAAAAUAAUCGGCUGUACACAGCCAAGGCGUGUGGCAGCCACAUCAGUAGCUAAAAGAGUGUCCGAAGAGGUAGGUUGUGAUCUUGGCGAUGAAGUAGGAUACAAUGUUCGAUUCGAUGAUAAAACUACACUCAAGACAAAGAUAAAAUACAUGACUGAUGGUAUGUUGGAAAGGGAGGCUCUUACGGAUCCAGAAAUGAGCAAGUAUGCGGUGAUAAUGUUGGACGAGGCACAUGAGAGGACAAUUGCCACCGAUGUACUAUUUGCUUUGUUAAAAAAGGCAGCACUUACAAAUCCGAAUUUGAAGAUAAUUGUCACUUCAGCUACUUUGGAUUCUGAUAAGUUUUCCGUGUUUUUCAAUGAGUGUCCAAUUUUGAACAUUCCUGGUAGAACUUACCCCGUGGAGGUGCUAUACACAAAAGAGCCAGAGAUGGAUUACUUAUCAGCGGCUUUGGAUACAGUUAUGCAAAUACACAUUUCGGAACCUAGUGGAGAUAUAUUGGUGUUUUUGACUGGACAGGAGGAGAUUGACACUAGUUGCGAAGUACUUGCCGAACGAGUGAAGGUGUUGGGAGAUGUAGCCUCUGAGCUUAUUAUCUUACCUGUCUACUCAGCAUUACCAGCCGAAAUGCAAACCAAGAUAUUUGAGCCCACGCCGCCAGGAUCGCGGAAGGUAAUUUUGGCAACAAACAUCGCCGAGACAUCAAUUACAAUCGAUGGUAUAUACUACGUCGUUGACCCAGGAUACGUCAAAUUGAAUGCUUAUGAUUCUAAACUGGGAAUGGACACACUAAAGAUAUCUCCCAUUAGCAAAGCUCAAGCCAAUCAACGAAGCGGAAGAGCCGGUAGAACUGGACCAGGAAAAUGUUACCGCUUGUACACUGAGCAGUCGUAUACCAAUGAAAUGCUUCCAAAUACAAUACCCGAAAUACAGAGACAAAACUUGUCGCAUACAAUCCUAAUGUUGAAGGCAAUUGGUAUCAAAGAUGUUAUCCAGUUUGAGUUUAUGGACCCUCCUUCAAAAAAUUCAAUGAUGACUUCGUUGGAAGAUCUUUACAUGUUGGAAGCGUUGGAUGAUGAUGGAGAACUAACUCCUCUAGGACGGAAAAUGGCUGAUUUUCCCAUGGAGCCUGCACUUGCGAAAACACUCAUCAAGUCGGUUGAUUUAAACUGUACAGAAGAGAUUUUAACCAUUGUUGCUAUGCUCUCUGUGCAAACCAUUUUCCAUCGACCGAAGGAUAGGCAAAAUCUUGCUGAUCAGCGUAAGGCAAGAUUCCACUCUACCAAGGGUGACCACUUGACCUUGCUUAAUGUAUAUAACCGUUGGUGUGCAAGUAAGUACAAUAAAGAUUGGUGUCGAGAUAAUUUCAUACAGGAGAGGAGUAUGCGACACGCUAAGGAAGUUCGGAAGCAACUUCAAACAAUAAUGACAAAACACAAGUAUUCAGUGAACUCAUGUGGCCCUGAUCUAGAUGCAGUUAGGAAAACUUUAUGCUGCGGUUACUUUAAAAACGUAGCUAAACGUGACUCCGGCGAGGGCUAUAAAACUUUAUCAAAGAACGAAACGGUUUAUCUACAUCCGUCUUCAAGUCAGUUUGGAAAGAAUCCUGAAUAUUUAUUGUACCAUGCAAUUGUUAUGACCUCGCGUGAAUACAUGCAUCAUGUCACCGUCAUUGAUCCCGAAUGGCUUUGUGAAUUUGCUCCAAAGUAUUUUAAACUAGCUGAUCCUCACAGUCAAGCCAGAAAGAAGCAAAAGAUUGUACCAUUAGAAUCGUUUGGAAAUCGUAACCAAAAGAAACCAUUGGGAUGGUGGCCAGGUCAGAAAAAAUAA